Molecule: messenger RNA, 1153 nt
Organism: Equus caballus (horse)
Lineage: Eukaryota; Metazoa; Chordata; Mammalia; Perissodactyla; Equidae
Gene: TMEM91
Product: transmembrane protein 91
Cellular component (GO): membrane; intracellular membrane-bounded organelle
Source: RefSeq, a predicted model, not a curated record
AUGGAGGCGGGGCCAAGCCAGGAAGGCCCAGGAGAAUCGAGGGCGCCCCCUCCUCCUCCCUGCAAAGCUCGGGACUGGGCUGGGGGGGGGGGGCGGAUCGGGGCCCGCUGUCCUCGGAGACCCCCGCCUGCUCCCGCACACCCGGGGUCGCGGGGGCCGGUCGUCGGGAGCUGACGUCGGCCUUCAAGGCCCCCCUCCCCGGCCACCGCGGAGGAGGAGCCCGAGAGCCCGCGCCCCGCCGCCAUCCCCGCCCCCGCGCGCUGCGGGCCCGGGGCGCAGAGAGGGGAGCCGAGCGGAGCACGGGGUUUACUGAGUUCCCCAACCCCGGGCGGCAGGAUCGGGGCGGGCGUCGGUGCAGGGGGCCCAGGAGGCAUUGGGCCGUGGGUGGACAUCUCUUCUGGAGCCUCCACCAGCCAUGGACAGCUCCAGUCUCGGAGAGCUCCAGAAGCCUCUGCUGGCAGGUGUGGGCUGCGAGCCUGCUGUCCAGAGGCCUGGCGAGCCUGAGCUGGGGCCCCCAUUUCGAGAGACAGCCUUGGCGGAGUCACUGAGGGGUUGGCAGUUCCUACUACCACCUCUUCCCUCUGUGAGCGCCAGCCUGGGGGAGCCAGGGCCCCCCGACCUUGAGGUCUCCCCAUGUGGCUGGUUUGGGCCUCCUCACAGCAUGGCAGCUUCAGGGCAGUCAGACUGCUUACGUGCCUCCAGCCUCCAUCACGAGUGUUUCCACAAAGCAGAAACUGCCCCACCUUUUCGGACUUUGGCUCGGAAGUCCUGUGGCAUUACUUCCACCACAUUCUAUCAAUUACGAGAUGUGUCAUCCAGUGACAGUGACUCAGACUGGGAUGGGGGCAGCCUUCUCCCCCCACUCCUACCCCACGACCACCUGGGCUUGGCUGUCUUCUCCAUGCUGUGCUGCUUCUGGCCUGUGGGCAUCGCCGCCUUCUGCCUGGCCCAGAAGACCCGCCCUAGUUGCCCCCGCGGCCCCCACUGUGAACCCAGAGGCCGGCUGCCCAGCGUGCUCGCGGUCAGAGUGGAGAAUCGGGUGGAUGAGGCGGCGGCGGCGGCAGCAUCCGGAAUCGGGAGUGAGCUGGACCACCCCCUCGCCUUCCUGGCCGCCACAACGUGAGAUUAAACACCAGACACUGUUGCAGCCAAA